Peromyscus leucopus (white-footed mouse) is the source of this 885-nucleotide messenger RNA. RefSeq names its product fission, mitochondrial 1 (gene Fis1). Gene Ontology annotation, cellular component: mitochondrial outer membrane; peroxisomal membrane. Gene Ontology annotation, molecular function: protein binding. The transcript is spliced from 5 exons. Bases 223 to 660 code for a protein of 145 amino acids. The record is from RefSeq and is a predicted model, not a curated record. NCBI's taxonomy places the organism in Eukaryota, Metazoa, Chordata, Mammalia, Rodentia, Cricetidae. Gene Ontology annotation, biological process: autophagy of mitochondrion; mitochondrial fragmentation involved in apoptotic process; peroxisome fission.
GAGGCUGUCCUCAGGUGGCUGUCAUUUCACGAAAAGAAGAACCGGCAGAGUGGCUGUCGCAUGGAGGGGUUGCAGGGCCGCGUGGUAAGGACCCCAGAGUGCCUGCAGAGAGCAGCCCGGGCCGAGCCCUGGUGCGGUGCAGGAUGGAGGACUCUGAUAGAUCGCUACGGAUAAAACCCAAGGAGGCUGUCCUGGGAUCAUCCUCGGGUGCAGGGUCCGUGGAUGCCCAGAGGUGAGACCGCGCGGAAUUUUGAAAGGAAAUUUCAGUCUGAGCAGGCAGCUGGCUCUGUUUCCAAAAGCACGCAGUUUGAGUAUGCCUGGUGCCUGGUGCGAAGCAAGUACAAUGACGACAUCCGAAAAGGCAUCUUGCUCCUGGAGGAGCUGUUGCCCAAGGGGAGCAAAGAGGAGCAGCGGGAUUAUGUCUUCUACCUGGCAGUGGGCAACUACCGUCUCAAGGAAUACGAGAAGGCUUUGAAGUAUGUGCGAGGGCUGCUGCAGACUGAGCCCCAGAACAACCAGGCCAAGGAGCUGGAGCGCCUCAUUGACAAGGCCAUGAAGAAAGAUGGACUAGUAGGCAUGGCCAUUGUUGGUGGCAUGGCCCUGGGUGUGGCAGGACUGGCUGGACUCAUUGGACUAGCUGUCUCCAAGUCCAAAUCCUGAAGACAGCCUCACCCGCUCUCUGCCCUGGCGCACCUGGGAGCCUGGGGACACUGGAAGAGGGUCCUGUCCAUCCUUCCUCACCAUGGCCUUGCCUUGUCUUCCCCAACCCUCGUCAUCCACUCCACAGUCUCCUCCUGACCUUCAGCCUCCCAUCCCGACACCUGUUGUUAGCCCUAAGUCAUGCUUUGUGAUGAGUGUAAAUAAAAUUGGGCUGUGGCUUGGGAA